AUGAGAUCUUUUAAGUUGUUUAUUUUAGUUUCCUUAGCUAUUUUCGUUUUAAUGAGUAGCUCUAGGUAAGUGAAUGCUGAACUUGUAACCAUAACAUAGUUUAGUGAUAUAGCUGAUAAAGUAAGAAGCAAUCCUAAUUCUUUAUCUGCGAUUAUGGUAACUCGUUUAAAUUAAUGUGAAAGAUGCAAUGUCGGUGUUAAAGUUUUCAAAGAAUAUGCUGCUUUAGUUGAUGGAGUUGUUCUUACUUAUUUAGUAGAUUGUGAAAAAGUCUGGGAAAACUUUGAAGACCAACCAAGAAUUCCUGCAUGUGACCCUGAAAAGAAAGAUUAAUUACCUCAUAUUACUUUCUUCUAACCAGAAUCUGAUGAAUUAGACAUCUAUAAUAAGAAAAAUAAAAAACUACCUAAAGAUGUGCCCUAUUAAGGUAUGGUUAGUCCGGAUGCUUUAAUGCAAAAGUCAAAAGAAUUGCUUCCUUCUUUUAUUAAGACUAUUUCUAAUCCCAAGGACAUUGACAACUAUUUAAACUUUAAAGAAAUCCCAUUAAAGUUAGUUCUUUUCACAGAUGAGGAAUAACCACCUCUAUUUUUACGUGCCUUAAGUGGACAAUAUCGUGGCUAAGUUGAUUUUGGUUUAGCUGAUGUUGACAAUAGAAAGCUUAAAAAAAGAUAUAAUGUUUCAAAUUUCCCACUUCUUAUAGCAUUAAAAUUAUCAGGCACUGAUUAUGAAAGGGCCGAUUUCAGUGGUGAAUUUACUGUCCCAGCUGUUGCUUCUUUCAUUUAAGAAUAACUUAAAUCUAUGCAAGUUGACAAACAAAACACCAAAUAAAAUUAAGGAACAUACUUUGAUAUUCCCGAAAAUGUAGAUGUCCAAGAGUUAAAACCAGGCUAAAUUCUUGCAGCAUUGAAGAAAUAUAAAGAAAAUUUCGUAGCCUUCCAUCUUUAGAAAGGAAAAUCUUCUGAAACUGCUUAGAUUUUUGACUAGCUUAAAUAAGAUUUCGGCAACAUGUUUAAGUAUUACUAAGUUCAAUGUAAUGCUGAAUGCAAUGAAAUUUUUGGUAGUAGCUUAUCAACCUAUCCAGCUGUGAUAAUUUACCCAUUAAGUGGAACUAGAAAUUAACAAUAAUUUGUUAAAGUUAACAAAUAUGAUGACAAAAAUGAUUUAUCUUCAGAAAUUCUAAACUCCGUUUUAUACAGCAAUUUAGUUGAAAGUGAAGUGGAAAAUGAUUAAGAUGCAAGAAAGAAAAUAAGAGAAGGGCUUGAUGGUAAAAAGUAUUCUGUAAUUUUAGCUCAUGAUAAAUAUGACCACUAUCAAAAAUUGAUCUUCUUUAUAGUAACAUAGCAAUAGCGUUUCCGUAAAUACUUGAAUUUCGUUCGUUAUGUUAAUCCAACUUAAAGUGAAAUUAAAAAUUGGAGCUUAAAUGGUGUUCCUGGAAUCGUAGCUGUUUUAGAACUAAAUGACUUUUAAAACACUUUUAGAAGAUCUCCUUAUGAAUAAAAGGACUUCUAGUUUAAAUCUGUAGUUGAUUAUUUAAACUAAAUUGCCAUUUAAAAGCAAGAUGAAGUAGUUGACCAAAUAAAGGUUGAAGAAAUUAAAAAAUAAGAAGAACUUGAGGAGAAAUGUCUUCUAAAUACUGAGAAGCCUUGCUUAAUUGCUCUUUUCGAUAUGUCAAAGGAAGGUAAAUUUAAGUUAGACUUAGAGAAGAUUAACAAGAUUAAGAAGCUUUAUGCAGAUAGAGAUAUUGGUUAUUUCUAUAUUGAUGCUAAAUGCCACAGAGAGCUUUUAUAAUACUUUAAAAUUCAUGAUACAAAUCUUAACAGCUUAGUUUACUUAGACUAAAAGAAAACUAAGUAUAGAUUACUUAAGGAAGCUUUUGAACUUGAAAAUCUUAUCAGCUUUAUGGAUGACUUAUAAGGCAAGAAACCUAAAGGAUUAGUAGCCUUACCAGGUUCAAUAGAUUUGGAUGAAAGAGAUUGUGAUGCCUUUAAUGCAAGUGAAAAACAAAGAUUAGAAUAAGAAAGACUUCAAAAGAGCAAAAGCAAAUAUAAAAAAGAUGAGCUUUGA
Tetrahymena thermophila SB210 is the source of this 2061-nucleotide messenger RNA. Its product is annotated as thioredoxin domain protein, putative. The transcript is spliced from 4 exons. Gene Ontology annotation, cellular component: endoplasmic reticulum lumen. Gene Ontology annotation, biological process: response to endoplasmic reticulum stress. NCBI's taxonomy places the organism in Eukaryota, Ciliophora, Oligohymenophorea, Hymenostomatida, Tetrahymenidae. Gene Ontology annotation, molecular function: protein-disulfide reductase activity; protein disulfide isomerase activity. The record is from RefSeq and is a predicted model, not a curated record.